This is a messenger RNA of Fraxinus pennsylvanica, 321 nucleotides long. Lineage: Eukaryota; Viridiplantae; Streptophyta; Magnoliopsida; Lamiales; Oleaceae. The record is from the annotation of a GenBank genome assembly.
AUGCCACGUGAGAUGCCAAAUAUAAUUGAUCCACACUCUAAACAAACCACUGGAGACAUUCCCAUUUAUUCUCGCACACUCGCUCUCAAUUUCAAUUCAAAUAUGGGAAUUGGAUCAUUGAGAAAUAUGAUACUAGUGAUGAUGAUUUUGUUGAAAGGGGCUUUUGGGAUUGAUAGAGAAGAAUGCUUGUCUCAUGAUGUUCACUAUGAAGGUGAUACUGUUCAUCUUUCCUUUGUGGUUAUUAAAGCUAACGGGCCAUGGGAUUAUGGUGAUGAAGAAGGUGUUCAUCUUCUGAUAGUAAAGACGGAUAGCAAUAGAUGA